Saimiri boliviensis boliviensis (Bolivian squirrel monkey) is the source of this 1070-nucleotide messenger RNA. It is a transcript of the gene MRPS35, whose product is annotated as mitochondrial ribosomal protein S35. Gene Ontology annotation, molecular function: structural constituent of ribosome. The record is from RefSeq and is a predicted model, not a curated record. Gene Ontology annotation, cellular component: mitochondrial small ribosomal subunit. NCBI's taxonomy places the organism in Eukaryota, Metazoa, Chordata, Mammalia, Primates, Cebidae. Gene Ontology annotation, biological process: mitochondrial translation.
UGCCGUCCUCGCAGCUAUGGCGGCCGCCGUCCUGCCGGCAUGGGUGGCUCUGCAGUCGAGAGCAAGGACUCUGCGUGCAUUCUCCACCGCCGUGUACCCGGCCACUCGGGUCCGGAGACCUGGCCUGCAAAGAACAUCCAGAGGUGAAAAGCCGCUAAAAAGAAAGGCACUACCUCCUAGGACAGAGAAAAUGGCUGUUGACCAGGACUGGGCUAGUGUUUACCCUGUUGCAGCACCAUUUAAACCCUCUGCAGUACCUCUUCCCGUUCGAAUGGGGUAUCCAGUAAAAAAGGGCGUGCCCAUGGCAAAGGAGGGAAAUCUAGAACUUUUAAAGAUUCCCAAUUUUCUGCAUUUGACUCCUGUAGCAAUUAAAAAGCACUGUGAAGCUCUUAAAGAUUUUUGCACUGACUGGCCAGCCGCACUUGACAGUGAUGAGAAAUGUGAGAAGCAUUUUCCAAUUGAAAUUGACACCAGUGAUUAUGUUUCAUCAGGACUAUCUGUUCGGAACCCCAAAGCACGAGUAGUAGUCUUAAGAGUAAAGCUUUCCAGUUUGAAUUUAGAUGACCACGCAAAGAAGAAAUUAAUUAAGCUUGUAGGAGAGCGAUACUGCAAGACCACCGACGUGCUUACCAUCAAAACAGAUAGGUGUCCUUUAAAGAGGCAGAAUUAUGAUUAUGCAAUGUAUCUACUAACAGUGUUAUACCAUGAGUCUUGGAAAACUGAAGAAUGGGAAAAAAGUAAGACUGAAGCAGACAUGGAAGAGUAUAUAUGGGAAAAUAGCUCUUCAGAAAGAAAUAUUCUGGAAACACUUCUCCAGAUUAAAGCUGCUGAGAAAAAUACGGAAGUAAAUAAAGAAGAGCUCCUCGGUACUAAGGAAGUUGAAGAGUACAAAAAGUCUGUUGUUAGUCUUAAAAAUGAAGGGGAAAAUGAAAAUUCUGUUUCUCAGUACAAAGAAUCCGUGAAGAGACUAUUAUAUUUGACAUGAAUUACGGAGUAGAAAAAUCUGCUUGAUUUAUUAAUUUUAUGAUAUAUGUAAUCAGUAUCUAAUUUGAUAUAAAAUUGAAAAUGUU